This is a messenger RNA of Symbiodinium necroappetens, 3618 nucleotides long. The record is from the annotation of a GenBank genome assembly. NCBI's taxonomy places the organism in Eukaryota, Dinophyceae, Suessiales, Symbiodiniaceae.
AUGAGAGAAUGGCAGACAGGAGGUUGCGCCAUUUGUGCUGCGCAUCCAGAGCUGCAACUGAUUGCCGUGGGCACAGGAGGCGAUCCCGCCUUCCUUGUCUUCUUCGAAGAUUCGCUUCGGCGCAAGCAGCGUUUCGAGCAGCGCUGCGAUGCCCUGGCUUGGCACAAGAAGAACCCUGUUCUCGCAGUGCUCAGCAUCAACGCGGCGAUGGCGAAAAUACAGAUUUUCAGCGCCACAGACGGGCUAGCGCACUUUCGCCUCCAUGUGUUGGGCAUGCAUCCAGCCACCGCCCUGUGCUGGGCGCGAUCGCACCUUCUGGUUGCUGGCCCGGAGCUGUGUGUGUGGCCGUGCAAGGUCGAAGACCACUUCUCGGCAACUGCUCCCUCGGCGCGGCAUCCAAUGGACGAGCUGAGCGAACUAGAAUUGGACCCCUCCGAGCGAUUCCUUGUCACGGUCCACCGGACCGGCCUCGUCAGGACCUGGUGGGCUUCAGAGCUUCCAAAGGCCACUGCCUUCCGACGGCGUGCCGUCACAGAGACGCUGCUGGGCUGCUGCGGGGAGGUGUUGCAGGGGCAUUGCCAAGCUGCAAGCUGGGCACCUGCUGCGCGCGGGUCCGCAAUUCUCGCAACUCUCGGUUUGCAGCGGGACAUCACAGUCUGGCGAGAGUCUGCCUUCGAAGAAACUCCUGGUUUCGUAGCAGAGGCCCGCUGGUCCGCUUCGGACCUCCAAGCGUCUGCGAUGGUCUGGGUCGGCAAAGACACCGAAGAAUUAGAGGAUGCGCGAGACUGGUGGGGCGAGCAGUCAGAAUCACUACCACUGCGCCCCACUCGUCAUUCAGCUCAUGUGCGGCCUGAAGGGCCCCACAAAGCCGAGCUGGUGGUCACGGGCGAGACCACGUGGUGCAUCGAGCUCCAAAGCUCACCAGGAGGGCAGGGCCCUCUCUUUUCUAUCUGUCGCAAGUUGCCCGAGCUCCCUGGGUUUGACCAGAGUGCGGGCUAUGGGCGCAGCGGAGGACUUUUUUCGGUGAAGAAGUCGGGAAGCGCUUCCUUCAAUGCGUGGCUCUGCUCUCCAAGUGGAGAUCUCCGGCGGAUUUGCCUCGAUGAGAAUUCGACGUCCGUAGACGCGGUCGCAGGCAGUGUGCUUCCGUGCUGCUGUUUGCCAGAUGCCAAGCGGCUUGAGGAGUCGCCACGUUUCGAGGUAGUGGAUAUGGCGCUGCACGAAUACUGGGGCUUGCUCGCUUUGCUCCUGAGCGGCGGAAGAACGCUCGUCUGGGUGGCGGAAAUUCCCGAGUCCCGUGCGUGCUUUGACUCGGGACGCUAUCGCUUGCCUCAAGGUGACAUUUUAAGCGAUGAAGCACUGAGCACAGCAGACUGCCCCAGUUUCACCAGUUUGGUUUGGAUCCCUGGACAUCGACUGCCUCCCCGACUCCUGGGCUUCGGGAGAGGUUACACGCUCGCUACGUCCCUGGACAUCUCUGGCACGCUGCAGCCAUGGAGCGAGGUGCUGUGGAAGUCAGAUGCUCACCUGCCGGUUCGGGACGUUCAGCAGAUGCAAGCCAGCAAGGCGGGGGACGUGCUCUCUCUGCUGGUGCACGAUGAUGACCUCUUCUUCGUCCUGGCACGUGUGGAGGUGUCAAGCAGCAGCUCAGAUGCACCAAUUCUCGAACCAAUCUGUCGUCACAGGCUGUGGGCAUCCUGUCCUCAGCUGGGAGCCUUUGCAUUGGAGUGGCUCGGAUCUUUCGCCGCCAUGAAAGAGGGCGAUGUCUCUGGUCAGUUUGCCUUCUGGGCGCCUGAAUCAGACGAAGUGGUGAUUCGGACCCUGGAGAUUGAGGAUCCGACUACAGGUGCUGUCCGCGUCGGCGAGACGCUCGCGGCACCGCUGAGCUCCAGUGAGACGCUUCAAGGUGGAGUUCUGCGUCUCAAGCUUUGCGACGAAUUCCUGGUCGCACUGACUACUCGUGCAGAGAUUCUCGUGUGGUCCCUCGCUGGUGGCGAUCUGGGACAUGUCCUGCUCAGUUACAGCCACACUCUGGCAACGCAUCAGCUCAAACGAGAAGGCCCCGGUGCCGGAGACGACACUGUGCCUUUUCGACCGUGGAAUCGUGAUGGACCCGUGAACAAAAGUGGCAGAACCGUGGCAAUCAGCGAAGAUGCAUCCGGCCAUUUCACGCAGGGUGAUCUCUCCCUCCAUCGCUGCGCAGGCGGUGGUUUGCUUCUUGCGGCAGCGGCGUCUGCAAGCGAUUCAAUUGCGCCCGCAACCGCGCUGCUCUGCCAGAGAGGCAACAGUGGCGACAUUUGGCAUGCUGUGGACUUGCAUCCGGAGGCUCUUCCCCUGGAGCAGGGAUCGCUUCUAGCCGUAUGCAUGGAGGGUGCGCUUCUCCACGCCGGCUUCUGUGCGGGCCCUGGGGAAGGCGGACCUCGCAGGCCUGCCGUGGUGGCUGCCUCACUCCCUUCCGCAGCUCAAGGACGCCUGCAAGCUUCUGCACCGUGCCCUGCCUACCAUCCCGAUACCCUGAUCUGGCUUCUCAGAAACGGACAGGCUGCCCUCGCGAGACGAAUCCUUCAGUCAUUCAUGUGGACUGAGGUCCGCAUGUGGCUUCUUCUAUUCCUGGCAGUUGCGGUCGGUUCUCACGGCUCUCAUGCAGGCACUGCCUCUGAGUUCGUCCGGAAGCAAGCUCCUCGUCGAGGUUUGGUGAGUGUGGCCGUCUCUCCUCAAGGAGUCCUGCAACUGGACGAUGACAGUGGGACAGGUAGGCACAGCGAAGAUGUUGUGACUGACCCAACCUUUGCAGAGAGCGCCGGCAAGUGGAAGGUGCACUAUGACGGAUGGUCAAGAAAUCACAAGUUCGAAGACGUGGAAAUCUUCUGCGACGGCGCGUUCAAGCUUUGGAAUGGUCACACGACAAAGCUUUCCACGUCCGAGGAUGACAAGAAAGCUCUAUGCAAUCGUGGGACAAUGAAAAACAAGAUCCAAUGGGUCAACAAGGAUUGGGCUGGGGACAAUCGCAAAUGGGAAUGUGGGUGGUACGAUUCGAAAGCUGACAAGAUUCAUGUCUACCAUUACGUAAAAGGUCAUCGAAGCACCAAAGACGGUCACAGAGCGGGAGAUGAUUUUUGGGGUAAGAUUGACCGAUCGAAGCGCGAAGCAGAAGUGAAUUGUCCGACCACAGCUCCUCCGGAAGGGAAGUCUGGGACAUCAGCACGCUGGACUGCUGGCGCGACUGCUCUUUCGGCAUUUCUCGUACUCCGUCAAAAUGCCAGUCCACACGGGAUUCCGCCCCUUGUGGACCUAGACUUCAUGGAGUUCCACUGCGCAGAUGCCGUGGCAAGAUGUGAACGCAUGCCGAGCUCUGCACCUGCUUCCUCAAGCCAGCUGCAUGCAGAUGGCCUCGAUGUUGGCAGUGGUGCAACCGCUGCCUCUUUGUUUGAAGAUGAUUUUGAGGCGCGCAUGGCCAAGCUUCGUUCAAGCUGGGCAGAGGAUGACCCGUCUCCUAGCGUUCCCACACAGGAGAACGGUGAGACGACAUCAGCGGGAUGGCAUGUGUCGGAACUGGAACUGGACGAGCUGGGUCGUUUCUUGCAGACGCGAACACUGCCGAUGGUUUCUUCACACGAGCAG